AGUUUCUGCAUCUCUCUGGUGUUGGUUGCUCCGUGCAGUGUCGAGCAACAAUGGGGCUCCUCAGCAUCAUUCGAAAGAUCAAGAGAAAAGAGAAAGAAAUGCGCAUUCUUAUGGUAGGUCUUGAUAAUUCAGGAAAAACUACGAUUGUGAUGAAGAUUAAUGGGGAGGACACAAGUGUCAUCAGUCCCACUCUUGGCUUCAAUAUCAAAACCAUCACUUACCAGAAAUAUACCCUGAAUAUAUGGGAUGUUGGGGGCCAAAGAACCAUAAGAUCGUAUUGGAGGAACUACUUUGAGCAAACCGAUGGUCUAGUGUGGGUGGUUGAUAGUUCAGAUCUUAGAAGAUUAGAUGAUUGCAAAAUGGAACUUGAUAAUCUUUUGAAGGAAGAGAGGCUUUCAGGGGCAUCCUUACUAAUACUGGCUAACAAGCAAGAUAUUAAAGGUGCUCUUACACCAACAGAAAUAGCCAAGGUGCUUAACCUGGAAGCAAUGGACAAAACUCGACACUGGAAAAUUGUGGGGUGCAGUGCAUACACGGGUGAAGGGCUGCUUGAGGGAUUUGAUUGGUUGGUUCAGGACAUUGCCUCGAGGAUCUAUGUGCUUGAUUAAUUGUUGGAGAAAAAACCUGAAUGCAAUGUAAUGAUGGAUAACUAAUUGGCAUUUUGGACACUUAAAGAUGAUACAUUUCUGUAUGAUUGAAUGAAGCUUACAAAAUUUGUUUUUGUCUAUACAUUUCUCAUGAGCAUCAUGGACGAUCCAUUCCUACAUAAAUGCAGAUUACAAUUACAGGUUUAAGUUACAGAGUCAUGGUCCCAGGUUGAGUCCCUAGCAACUUCAUGGAUGGUGUCUGAACUCUAAAUUAUGUAUCUGGUAAAUAUAUCUUUAAAUUUUCCCUUAGUCGGAGCCAUUUCUGAUUCUUCCAGCUUCCCUUUGCCAAUGCAAAUUUAAGUGGUGACUAUUUGACCCAAGCCCUACUGAAAAAUAUCUUGUGCCAGUCAGUCACUGAAUCCAAUACGCUCAGUCAUGACAUGGCAUGGACUAUAAGAAUACAGAGAAAUAAUCCAAAUUGUCAUCCGUUAAUUGAGCAUCAUAACAACAUUGCUGCUCAGCAGGUUUUUCAAAUCAAACAAAUCAAAAUAGCUUUUUGGAAGACUUUUUAUAUAUGGAUUAAAAUCAGUUCUGGAAAAUUAUUGGUAUUUCAUUACAAUAAAGAAAGAUCAUUGAGUCAA
Molecule: messenger RNA, 1228 nt
Organism: Rubroshorea leprosula
Lineage: Eukaryota; Viridiplantae; Streptophyta; Magnoliopsida; Malvales; Dipterocarpaceae
Source: the annotation of a GenBank genome assembly